CAUGGCGAAAGCGACGACGAAGAAGAGAGAGAAUAACAACAAUAAAAAGAGCAAAAAGAGCCUGAAGAAGAAGAAGCAGGAGGAAGAGGAGGAGGUGCAGCAUGUGCGACACGAUGAUGAAGAGCUGGAGGAAGGCUUAAAUGGAGGUGAGGAGGAGGAGGAGAAACAUGAAAAGAGGGAGAAAAAAAGUAAAAAGAGCCUGAAGAAGAAGAAGCAGCAGCAGAAAGAGGAGGUGCAUGUACGAUAUGAUGAUGAUGAUGAUGAAGAGGAAGGUUUAAAUGGAGGUGAAGAGGAGGAGAAAGAGGAGGAAGAGGAUGAUGAUGAUGAGAGGAGGAGGAAUAAGCUGCUGGAAGCCAUCGCAGGUCUGGGGGCUCAGAAGAAGAGGAGGAGACCGCUGGUGGAGAGAUCUGAGGCAGCUGUGCUUAUGUCAGAGUUCACUGUGGGAGGAGGAGGUGCAGCAGCAGGAGGAGAAGAAGAAAGAGGAGGAGGAGGUGCAGCAGGAGGAGAAGGAGGAGUCCAGCUGUCAGACCUGAUCGGCAGCCUGGAGCAAACGCCGGCCGUCUCCUCCCGCACCAAGAAGCAGCUGAGGAGCCUGCAGCGAGGCAAAGCGCUGGAGACUCCUCUGAGCCGGCAGGAGGCGCAGCGCGUCCAGCGAGGAGUCGCCUUCCUCAAAGCGUCGCAGGAGGUGACGCGUUGGAGCUGCGUCAUCCAGGAGAACCAGCGGGCGGAGCAGCUGGUGUUCCCUUUGAACCAAGGCGCUCCUCCUGCACCCAAAACCAUCGAGCGGAGGGUGACGGGCUGGAAGGCGAGGACUCCUCUGGAGCAGGAGGUGUUCGCGCUCCUCACCGCCAACAAGCAGCCGAUCCACGACCCGGUCCUCACCUCCUGCGAGGAGGCGUCGCUACGGGCGAUGAGCUUGGAGGAGGCGAAGAUAAGACGGGCGGAGCUGCAGAAAGCCAGAGCGCUGCAGUCCUACUACGAGGCGCGAACACGCAGGGAGAAGAAGAUCAAGAGCAAGAAGUACCACCGGGUGCAGAACAAGGCCAAGCGCAAGGAGGUGCUGAAGAAGUUCGACGACAUGGUGAAGGAGGAUCCGGCGGGAGCGCUGGAGGAGCUGAAGAGGAUCGAGGAGGCGCGCAUGAAGGAGCGCAUGACGCUGAAGCAUCAGAACAGCGGGAAGUGGGCGAAGUCGAAGGCGAUCAUGGCCAAGUACGACCUGGGAGCGAGGAGAGCCAUGCAGGAGCAGCUGGAGGUGAACAAGGAGCUCACGCAGAAGAUGGUGACGUCUCUGAGUAAGGAGGAGGAAGAGGAAGAGGAGGAGGAGGAGAAAGAGGAGGAGGAGGUGCCGGACUUUGUGAAUGAUGCAGAAGGAGCGACAGGCUCCUCAAAUCCCUGGAUGAGAGGGAGGCUGACUGAGGAGCCGGUAGAGAAGGAGGAGAAAGAGACUGAGGAGGAGGAGGAGAAGGAGGAAGAGAAAGAGGAGGAGAGGAAGGAUGGAGAGGAGGUGAAGGAGAAAGAAGAGCAGGAGGAAGAGAAGGAGGAUGGAGAGGAGGAGGAGAAAGAGGAGGAGGAGGAGGAGGAGGAGGAGGAGCUGUCAGAGUUCACAAGUCUGUACAGAGAGAUCACAGACCAGCAGGAGGCUGAGGAGGCGCCACACACCUCCUCUCAGCUGGAGGAGGGGCUGCUGAGGAUCAGGACUCUGGAGGACGUUGACCUCCUCAGUCCGGAGGCCGACGGAGGAGCAGAGAAGGAGCCCCAGCAGCCUCCUCCUCCUGCUCCUCCUGCUCCUCCUGCUCCUCCUCCGAAGCUCCAAAACAAGAAACGCAAGAGAGGCAUCGAGCUGAAGGAGGUGCUCACCAAGGGGGCAAAGGUCAUCCAGGUUCCGCUUGCUCCCACCACGCAGGAGCAGGAGGAGGAGGAGGAGCAGCAGGAGGAGCAGCUGGACCAGAGGGGGCUCAUCAGGGAGGCGUUCGCCGGCGACGACGUGGUGUCCGACUUCCUGAAGGAGAAGCGAGCGCAGGAGGAGGCGUCGAGGCCGAAGGUGGUGGACCUGACGCUGCCCGGCUGGGGGGAGUGGGGGGGCACGGGGCUCAAACCCUCCCGCCAAAAGAGGAGGAGGUUCAGGGUGAAGGCGGCGGCGCCCCCCCCCAGGAGGGACAGCGGGCUCCCCAGCGUCAUGGUAACGGAGCAGAGGAGCAGCGCCCUCAGCCUGCACCAGGUCAGCUCCCUGCCGCAGCCCUUCGUCACACACGCUCAGUUCGAGGGGAGCAUCCGCGUGCCGCUCGGCCGCGCCUGGAACACGGAGCGCACCGUGAAGAAGGCCACGAAGCCGCGCGUGGUGACGCGGCCGGGCGCCAUCAUCGAGCCGAUGAGCCGAGAGGAGCUGAUGAAGAAGAGGAGGAAGACGACGACGAGCGGCACUGUGAACUAUAAGAGAGAACAUUACUGAAACACAGGAAACACAAGAAAGAGUUAAAUGACUAUAACAUUAAAUAACAUC
Scomber japonicus (chub mackerel) is the source of this 2500-nucleotide messenger RNA. RefSeq lists its product as uncharacterized. Bases 2 to 2449 code for a protein of 815 amino acids. Gene Ontology annotation, biological process: rRNA processing. The transcript is spliced from 2 exons. NCBI's taxonomy places the organism in Eukaryota, Metazoa, Chordata, Actinopteri, Scombriformes, Scombridae. Gene Ontology annotation, cellular component: small-subunit processome; nucleolus. The record is from RefSeq and is a predicted model, not a curated record.